Candoia aspera is the source of this 5422-nucleotide messenger RNA. It is a transcript of the gene CEP95, whose product is annotated as centrosomal protein 95. The transcript has 22 exons. Gene Ontology annotation, cellular component: spindle pole; centrosome. The record is from RefSeq and is a predicted model, not a curated record. Bases 1 to 2838 code for a protein of 945 amino acids. Lineage: Eukaryota; Metazoa; Chordata; Lepidosauria; Squamata; Candoiidae.
AUGAAAACGGCCUCAACAGCAGGGAUCGAGAAGACCGAAAACGAAGACAAGCCGAUGACGAGGGCGACUGAAUGGGGAGUGGCCGAACAGCCGGAUGCCGGUUAUAUACCCGGCACCGCCACGAAUAGUUCUGAAUACAAAUGCAUCCCCUGCUUUUUUCUAAAACCAUAUUAUUUCAUAUUCUCUUGUAAUUUUAAAACAGAUUGGGUCAGUGUUGCCAAUGAUCUUCUGACAAAAUGUAACAUACAUCUGCAUGUUAAUAACCUCUCUGACUGUGGAGCUGAAGUUUUUGUUCAUCUUUACGAGUCGAUAUUAGGAGAAAAAGUCCCAGAUUUCAUAGCUGUUCCUACUUGCCAAGAAGACAAUGUUCAUAAUGUGCAAGCAGUGAUAGAUUCUUUGGCAUUGGACUACUUGCAGAUCAGCUUAUCACAUAUAACUGGUGAGAAUAUUGUAAAAGGAGAUAAGGAGUCUAUUAGAAAUCUCUUGGAAAUAUUUGAUGGCUUACUUGAAUAUCUUACAGAAGAAAUCAGCGAAACUGCUUCUCAAAAUUAUGGUGAUCUUAAGCAGAUGGCAGAAGAGGAAUUCGUGUGCACUUAUUCCAAGAAGCAAGAUGAUGGCUGUGACAUCCCAGUUCCCUCCCUGGAGCAACCAUCAGCUGUGGGAUCUCAGUCAUCAGAGAUACUUGAUCCAUCUUGGGAGGCUGAUGGUUCAGAAUCUACAAGUGAGCUAAUUAAGCUUGGGGACACAGCUUAUUUGUUUUCUCUAAGAAAUGAAGUAUUACCAGCAAAAAAAGAAGUACCAAAAAAGGCUGCGGGAUCUGAAGAACAUGCAGCUUUUAGAGAAUCAUCUCGUAUAUUCUUCAGUGGAAAAAAUACUGUUGUUACAGAAAUGCAAGCUACAGAGAAAUCUGCUCAAUUACCUCAAGAGCAAUUGAGUUCCAGUGCUAAGAAGCUCGGGGAACCAAUCCGGCCAGCAAUUGCUUUGCAGCCACCCUACCAGUCUUCCAUCACUAGAGCCUCGUAUGUAGCUGAAAAAAACAAUGAAAGUGGAGGCAGGGAUUCCCCGCCACCUUUAUCACCACUUAAACCUCAGGAACCUCCACCUACUGUUCCUGCAGAACCUCCAGAGCAUGAAUCUCCUAUUUUUUCAGAUGGCAUCAAUUCUUUUCCAGAAGCUACUUCUUAUUUUCCAACUGGACAGUCAGCAACGGGAGGUGGUAUAACUGAUGAAACAGUGCCUCAAGAUGGCUCACAUGAUGCAGGAAAGGAAAUGGAUGAAUGUUCACAGCAUACAUCAAUUCAGGGUUGCAAGGAGAAUACAUUACCUCAGUUCACCUCUAUACCGACCACAAGACCCAAACAAAGGAAUCUGUUUAUUGGGAAAAGCCAGAAUGAACGUCCUGCUCUGGCAGACUCUCCUAUAGAAGACUCUCUUCCCCAUAGAAGGGCAAAGGAAAAACUGUGUGAAAUGUCAGAUAAACUCUCCCGCAGGCUGAAUGAACUGGAUGCAAUGUUAAAGCAUGCCUUGGGUGAACAGAGCAGGGAUGAGUUGUCAGCUGAUGAGGAUACCCUUUCUCAGCACAGUGAUAGCAUCAUGGACUAUCGCCAAAUAAAACUAGGAUCAGAUGCUCGCCUUCCAAGGAAAGCACCCAGCAGGCGACGGUCAUUUUCUGCUUCCCCACCUCCAUCUAAUUAUCAACCAUCACAUGUAUCAGAUAGUCCACCCCAAAAGGAUGCAAAAGGACCAGUGGGAAGGAUACGAGUGUGUUUGCAAAAUGAACAGGAUCAGAGGAAGUUAAGAGCAAAGCUUUUGAGUAAAGCUUAUGAUGAAGAACUAAAAGCAUAUGAAACUAGUGAAAGAUUGGAACUUGCAAAGCUAAAAGCAAAAGCUCAGGAAAUGGAACAAAAAUACAAAGAGGACAUAUUUAAAGAAACUCCAAGAAUCUCACAUGCAGCGAAGAUUUAUUCUCGAAAAAAUAUACCUCGGCAUUCCAAACUCAACCAGAGGAUUUCAAGAGGAGGGCUUGCAAAGCCAAAAAAAGCAGCUCCAAUGAAAGUCAAAGAGAACGAUCUCUUGCCUCUACUACUUGAAGACCUUCCUCACCUGCACAUUUCCCAUCCAACAAUGAACAAGAUGUGGCAGCAGCAGCUUACGCAAAUACAGAAAUUGAAUUCUCCCUGUGAUAGAAACCAGCUGAAACGGCAAAAUGAAGUACUGGAAACACUGAAGAAGCAUGCUCUACUUGUGGAUCUUCUCAAGAGAGAGCAGGCUCACAACAGGAGAUUGCAAGAGUUUAGACAGCGCAUUGACAGACAGAAAAGUACACAGAAUAAAAUGAGGGAGAGACGCCAGCAGAUUGCCCGAGCCAAAAAGUACUAUCAAGAUUACAGAGUUCAGCUGCGUGCCAAGAUGAUGAGGGCCAGGACCCGUGAGGAAAGGAUAUUUAAACACCUGUUUGAAGAAGCCUUGGAAAUUCAGAAGCAAAGAUUUCUUGAGCUGAGGACAUAUGCCAAGGAAAAACGUGCUGAACAAAGGAGGCAGUAUCAAGAUGAACUGCAAUCCAUGGAGAACUAUUAUAAAGAUCAGUUUUCAAUGCUGGCAGAAGCUGUUUCAGAAGAACGUCAAGAAAUCCAAACCAGAGAGCGAGCACAUGCCCAGACAUUAAAUAAAGUGAAACGUGAACUGAGAUCCAAGUUGGAGAAAGAGAUUAAAGAGCUACAGGAGAUGAUCACACGUGAUGAUGAUGAUUCGUUUUUCCGAGAGCUAGAAGCUGAUCGUCUGAAAACCAGACUCCUGGUGGCUUCUUUUCAGUAUAGCAAGAACUAUCUGUUUCUUUAAAGGCCUGGCAUGCUUAUAAAACAUCUACAUGACCUUUUUUCAAGGAGACCAGAAUCAAAAAUGUAAAGUUAGUAGUUUAGUUUGUUGCCCCAAACCAAAUUAAGUUGAUGUUAUGAAAAUAUUGCAUAGGUAUUUUCAAACAAAUAGUUUUUAAAGACUUUGUCAAUAAAGAUUAGCUUCCUUUCAAUCAAAAUUCAGCUAUCUCCUAGGAUAACCUGUGUGGCCAAAUGUUAUUUUUGCUGAUGUAUAUUGCUAUCCCAGACUGGGCGAGCAUAAAAAACAAAUCGUUGGUUAUGGCUGUAGAAUCUUCCCAGGUAUCACUGUCAAACUGACUGGUUGGUCAUAGUUUGCUGUAUCUUUCUUCUCCCUUUUGAAGAUGGGGAUAUUUGCUCUUCUCCAAUCAUCUGGCACUUUUCCAAUUUGCCAAGAUUUCUUAAAAAUACGUAAAGGAUUGGCUAGACCAACAGUGCUCUAAGAUGCAGUUAAUUUGUUGAUGGAUUUUUGAAUUCAUUCAGAGUGAAGAGGUAUUCCCUAACCAUGCCUCAAAUGUCAAUACUGUUGUUUCAUCCUGCCCUUCAGAGUUUUCUAUUGAAACAUAGUUCCUUGUUGGAGAAUUGCUUAACUGUAGAACAUUUUUAUGAGUGCUUUAUCUCACAAGCUAUUUUAGAGGAAGUGAUACUAUGUAUCUCCAGGGACUCUAUCUAUAUUCCUCCAUGUACUAAUGGAUAAUGGAUAUUUGUUAUAAAUUACAUUGCUUACCUAAUGGAAUUGCUGAAAAAAAAACCCAGCUCUCCUCUGCAGAGCUAUGCUGUUAUGUGGCUGCAUCUUUCUUUUUUUAGUUCAGAGGCAGAAAAUACGAGAAAAAAAAACUUUGUAAAUUGUAAAUCCCUCCAUUAGAGCUAGAACUCUUUAUAUAUUGAAACUAACUAGGCCAGCUGUAAGAGCUGGAUUUAGGCAAGUUCUAUAUUGGAAAGCGCUGUAUUAAAACCAGCUUGCUUGUCCAACUGAGAUGUAGUUUGGGAGUGGGAAAUGGUGCUGCCGUGGUUGUUCUUUCUCCAUGGAAAUUCCGGUCAGUCAAUAUUGAGUGGAGAGGUCCAGCCCAAAUCCAUUGGUUUGUGGAGUGCCUCUCUGUCUUUAAGUAUAUACUUCCCUAAACAGAACUGGUGCCCAGUUGGGGAUCUUCCCGGACUCAUGGUUCCUGCUUGAAAAGGAAGUGGCAACUGUGGCCAGGAAGGCAGAGGCUUAUCUGGUGCACUGAUUGCACCAUUUCCUGGACUGUUUUCUUCCAUGAGCUCUACAUAGGGCUAGAUUUGAAGUCCACUUGGAAGCUACAGUUGGCCCAGAAUGCAGCAGCAUGAGCAGUUAUGGGCUCAUCUUUGUAUCCUCGUUCCCACCUCUUCUACGAGAAGUGUAUUUCUUACCAGUGUAUUUCUGAGCUUCUGGUUGCAAUUCAAGGUGCCAGUUAACACCUGCAAAGCCCUUUAUAGCAUAGGGACUAGCUGAGGGACUGCCUCUCUUCCAUCAUACCUGACGGAGCUGGCAUGCUUUGUAUGCUAUCCAUUAAGCGAUGUCAUCUGAUGGGACCCAGGAAGUGUGCCUUCUCUGUCAAAGCACCUGUCCUUUUGUAUUUCAUCUCCCUGGAGGUUCACUUCUCACUUCUACAAGCCUUUAGACAAUCUCUGAAAACCUAGGGUUGGUGGUGUGCCCAUCUAGUGUAUAGUGUUUGGUUUCGCACAUAUAUGUUGUUUCUUCCUCAUAUAAUUAGGUGUAUUGUUAGUUUUUAUUUUAAGGUAUUGCAUUUGUUUUUAAUUUGUACACCAUCCAGAAUCGUUGCUGGGUUGGAUAGCCUUAUAAAUUAAAUAAAUACAUUUUGCUGUGCCAAAGCCAAAUGUAUGAUCAAAUUCCUUGUAUUUGUAAAGGAGGCACAUCAGAAACUUUUGAUGCUGAAAUUCUAAAGCUCAUUUACUUCUGAAAUUUGAAAUUAGUAUUUUUUUGAAAACAUGCAGUCUUAUGGCAUAAUUUACAUACAAAACAUUGCUAUUAUAAAGAACUGAUCAUUUUCUGUAGGGCAAAGUGAUUAUAAUUGUUCUUUCACACUUAUUGUUGUGCUGGACCACAGCAAUUUGAAUACUGUACUACAAAUUAUUCUUCAGAUACCUUAAAAUGAAAAACAUAGUAGUCUUUGAAGAAUUUGUAAUGCCUUAAAUGCUACUUGCUGGGGAAAAAAUAUCUUUUUACAGGCCUUGAGUAAUGUGUUGCUGUAAUAUUCCUGAGUUACACAAUGCAAGACUUGCAACAAGAAAAAUCUUGAAAGGGAAAUCAGUGUUGCCAGAUUUUUGAACACAUAUUAUUUCUAAGAAUAUUGUGAAAAAUCUCCCCAUUCUCCUUUCUCCAACUAUCUCAGUUUCUGCAAAUAGCAGGAUUUGACUCUUAGUAGGGAAGAAAAAAAUAGAGGUGAGGGCAACAACAGAGGAACACAGCUGAAAAGUUUAGAGACUGCAUCUUCCCUAAAACAAAUUACAAAUAUAAAGAUCUGGCAUACAAACUCAAAGUUAACAUCAGCCAAUGAAUAGUAGAAAGAUGC